CACAACGACACAAUUAACGCUGAAUUAUAUCAUUCUAUUCAUUUGACGAAACGGACUUUGAUCACUCCAACCACAUACAUAUAUAUCUUUAUGUUGCACAAUCGCUCCACUCUGUUUAGCCUGAUCAAGUCAAGAAAUCCAUGAUGAAUAAAUGCUCAGGCUUUUUAUUGCUGUUGUUGUUACUGUCGUUGUCGAUUAAUUUAUUGCCUAUUUGCUCUUCAGAGCAGCUAGAAAGGAAUUAUUUCGCUGACACAGUCAAAGCCAGAUGCACUCAAUGGGCCAUUGAACAUAAUGUUCUUGACAUAGACUGUGAUGAAUUGUGGCAAUCGUUUGAAAAGAUUUUACAUGACGCGCGUAAUCAGUCAGAAUGUGUUAUGCAACCCACAGCAUACGAUGAAUUUGUCGAGAAAGCAUUCAAACAACAACCAAAGAUAGAAAAUGCAUACUUUUAUUCACAAGCAUUCGAUGUUAUUCGUGCAAUGUGUAGACGUCUUGGAGAAUGUUCAAGUCUAGAAACCACACUUCCAGGAUAUUUAUUCGACGAACUGGAUUGGUGUGAGAAAAAUUUCACCGGUGAUGCAGAUUAUGGGACAUCGUGUGGUUGCAAUCAAGCUACUAAAGUCGUGUUUGCAUUCUGGGAAAGUGCAUCUAAAAAGUAUGCACAAGUGGUAUCUGGUAACGUGUUUGUUGUUCUGAAUGGAUCAGUCGCGUGGCCAUUUAAAGAAAACGGUACCUUUGCCACUGUGGAACUUCCAGAACUUUUAAAAACGAAAGUGCAAAAAAUAACCGUUAAAUUAAUUCACAACACAAGAAAAUCGCCAUAUCA
Trichobilharzia szidati is the source of this 826-nucleotide messenger RNA. Lineage: Eukaryota; Metazoa; Platyhelminthes; Trematoda; Strigeidida; Schistosomatidae. The record is from the annotation of a GenBank genome assembly.